Messenger RNA from Onthophagus taurus, 1089 nucleotides. The record is from RefSeq and is a predicted model, not a curated record. Lineage: Eukaryota; Metazoa; Arthropoda; Insecta; Coleoptera; Scarabaeidae.
AUGGGACAAGAACCAAACAUUAGAAAGGCGAUAAACCUACGGACGGAUGAGGGAGGAGACUGUUUCAUGAUCAAUUAUAAAGGAGUAGGAAAACCCAUAAAAUGGUAUAAAGGAAAGGGAUACGUUGGAAUACAAACAAAGAACUAUAAACUUCUAUCAGUAUAUUUCUCUCCAAAUAAACCUAUAGAAAAUUUCGAGCAAUUGUUGGAUGACCUGGAGGGCAUAAUAAGACAUACGAGUAAGCCAGUAGUUAUUGGAGGCGAUCUAAACGCAAGAACACCUAUGGCGGGAGACUGCGUAUUAAACAAUAGAGGAAAGUUGUUGGAAGAAUGGGUGACGAAGAACCAGAUGGUGAUAGCCAAUAAUCGAAAUACCCCCACGUUUAGAGGCCCUCGAGGAACAUCGAUUAUUGACUUGACGAUCACAAUGGAGAGAAAUAUAAAAAACAUAAAAAAUUGGAAAGUGGCAGAAGAUGUAGAAAUGCUUAGUGAUCACCAUAUGAUAAGUUUUGACAUGCGAAUGGGAGAUGUAAUAAAACCCAUAAGAGAAACAGCGGGAUGGAAUUGUUCAGCUCAUUCACUAACCAUACUAGAGAAAAAAUUUCAAGUAAAAACCGGAGGGAUAGAGAAUUUAAAUCCGCAGUCCCUAGUAGAAACAAUAACAGGCGCAUGUAACGAAUCGCUAAAAAAGAGAGCAAGCCAUACACAGAGAAAACCAGUCUACUGGUGGACAAGAGAAAUAGAAGAAACAAGAAGAGUUUGUGUGGCGAAACGGAGACGACUACAGAGAAACAAAAAAAGACAGAGUCAAAACAUAAUAGAGCAAUUAUCUACAGAUUAUACAGAGGCUAGGAAAAAACUAAGAAAACAAAUUAAAGAAUCGAAAGAGGCGAAAUGGAAAGAGCUCUGCCAUGAGCUAGAGGACAAUAUAUGGGGAACGGCCUAUCAAGUUAUCACGAAGAGGUUUGGGGCAAGACGAAGAGAGGAACUAGAUUGUGAAACCAUUGAAAAACAAUUUGAGAAACUAUUUCCACAAAUAACAGAGUCAGAAGAAGAUGAGCAGGAACUGGGGAAAGAUGCUGCUGAGUAG